Messenger RNA from Echinostoma caproni, 1158 nucleotides. The record is from the annotation of a GenBank genome assembly. Lineage: Eukaryota; Metazoa; Platyhelminthes; Trematoda; Plagiorchiida; Echinostomatidae.
AUGCAAAACCUGAAACCCCAUCAUGACAAAAGGGAAGUGCUUUGUCAAAAUGUUAUCUCCAAACAUCAAGAUCGGAAUCUCACGGAAAGUCUUGCCAAGUUACCCUCAACCAUCAGUAAUAACUUGAAUUUUUCCGACGCCAUUUUCUGCGAGAAUUUCAAAAAAAUUGACAAAGAUGAGCCAUUCGUAUCUGAAGAAGAAACGAAAUUCCCACUCGCAUUCGCAUUCAAUAUACAUAGGGAGUUUGUUCUAUUCGCUCGUCUAUUCAGAGCUGUCUACCGAAGGCACAACAGCUACUGUAUUCAUGUAGAUGCCAAAGUGGACGUGGAAUUUCGGAAUCAAGUGACGAAUCUGGUCAAGUGUUUCGGUGAAAAUGUUCACUUGAUACCACUGAAAUCAAGCAUACUUAUAAAUUGGGGUGACUUGGGUACAAUAGAAGCUUGGUUUCAGUGUGCCAAAUAUUUUCUGCGAAGUUUCAAUGUUCCCUGGAAAUAUAUGCUUAAUGUUAGUGGACAGGAAUUCCCGCUUCGGACAAACUGGGAGCUGGUGAAGGCACUGAUGGUGAUCAACGGAUCUAAUGUUGUCGAAUUCGACGGUAUAAAGGCGGUCAGGGAAAGAGUUCCAAAGCGUCGCGUUUCCUUCCGGCUCCGAUGGCUCAAGGGAAGCGUUUAUACUGCUCUCCGGAAAGAAAUGGUCAAAUUUAUUCUGACCAAUAAAUACGCCACUCAGAUCCUCGCCGCAUUACGUACAGAGGGAAACCAGAGUAAAGCACAAGACGAGUUAUUUUUCACCACAUUGAAUUACAACCGACAGUUCAAAGCACCCGGUGGAUGUUUCGUUCUUCGUCAACCGAAGGAAUCGGAUCCUCGAUCAAUAUUUGUGGCCAGAUACGUACAAUGGGCACCUCCGGGACAGUGUUCAAGUAAACGGUCCCAACGUGGUGUGUGCAUUAUGGGAGUGCGCAACGUACCAGAACUCAUCAGACGUCCAGAGUUUUUUGUCAACAAAUUCCGCCAUGAUUUUGAACCGGUUGCUUAUGACUGUUUGGAAUGGUGGUUACUUCAAAAAAUCAAAUUGGAACGUCGUAAGAAACGAAUUGCAUCGGAUUUUGAUCCCGUUUUCUACAAGAACCUAUAUUGUUCUAAACAUCAUUUCUAA